AUGCCCGGGUUUGAUUACAAGUUUCUGGAAAAACCAAAGAGACGCUUCCAGUGUCCGCUCUGCAGCAAAGCGAUGCGGGAACCGGUCCAAGUGUCUACCUGUGGACACCGCUUCUGUGACACCUGUCUGCAAGAAUUCUUAAGUGAGGGCGUCUUCAAGUGUCCAGAAGACCAGCUUCCAUUGGAUUAUGCAAAGAUCUAUCCAGACCCAGAGCUGGAGCAGCAGAUCUUGGCCCUGCCCAUCCGCUGCAUCCACAGUGAGGAGGGCUGUCGCUGGACGGGGCAGAUGAAGCAGCUACAGGGCCAUUUCUCCACCUGUGCGUUCAACGUGAUCCCGUGUCCGAACCGCUGCUCGGUGAAGCUGACCCGCCGCGACCUGCCGGACCACCUGCAGCACGACUGCCCCAAGCGCAAAGUCAAGUGCGAGUUUUGUGGCAGCGAGUUCACCGGUGAAGCCUACGAGAACCAUCAGGGCGUGUGUCCCCAGGAGAGCGUUUACUGUGAGAACAAAUGUGGGGCGAGGAUGAUGCGACGCCUUCUGUCCCAGCACAGCAUGGCGGAGUGUCCCAAACGCACACAGCCCUGCAAGUACUGCGGCAAAGAGUUCGUCUACGACACAAUCCAGAAUCACCAGUACCACUGCCCCCGCUUCCCUGUGCAGUGUCCAAACCAGUGUGGCACCCCCAACAUCGCCCGCGAGGAUCUGGCCAACCACGUCAAGGACAACUGCGGGAGCGCACUGGUCCUCUGCCCUUUUAAAGACGCUGGCUGUAAACAUCGAUGCCCCAAACUGGCAAUUGGCCGACACCUCGAGGACACCACGAAGUCCCACCUCACCAUGAUGUGUAACCUGGUGGGCCGGCAGAGGCAGGAGAUCCUGGAGCUGCGGAGGGAGAUGGAGGAGCUGUCUGUGAGCCACGACGGGGUCCUGAUCUGGAAACUCAACGACUACUCUCGAAAACUCCAAGAGGCCAAGAUGAGAAGCAACCACGAGUUCUUCAGCCCUCCCUUUUACACCCACCGCUACGGCUACAAGCUGCAAGUUUCUGCAUUUCUGAACGGGAACGGCAGCGGCGAGGGCUCCCACCUGUCUGUGUAUAUCCGAGUUCUACCAGGAGAGUAUGACAACCUUCUGGAGUGGCCAUUUUCCUACAAAGUGACUUUCUCUAUAAUGGACCAGAGUGAUCCAUCGUUGUCCAAACCGCAGCAUAUCACAGAAACAUUCAACCCAGACCCCAACUGGAAAAACUUCCAAAAACCAAGCAGCAAUCGCAAUUCCAUGGACGAGAGCACCCUGGGCUUCGGAUAUCCCAAGUUCAUCUCCCACGAGGAAAUCAAGAAGCGAAACUACAUCCGGGACAACUGUAUCUUCAUCAAGGCUUCGAUAGAGAUUCCUCAGAAAAUAAUGGGUUGA
Messenger RNA from Knipowitschia caucasica, 1413 nucleotides. Lineage: Eukaryota; Metazoa; Chordata; Actinopteri; Gobiiformes; Gobiidae. The record is from the annotation of a GenBank genome assembly.